Messenger RNA from Drosophila mauritiana, 895 nucleotides. Its product is annotated as gametocyte-specific factor 1 homolog. The transcript is spliced from 2 exons. Bases 83 to 610 code for a protein of 175 amino acids. Lineage: Eukaryota; Metazoa; Arthropoda; Insecta; Diptera; Drosophilidae. The record is from RefSeq and is a predicted model, not a curated record.
UGUUUGUGUUUUACGAAUACAUUUUAAAAGCAACCCGAAACCUCAGUUUUUUUUUUGUUUAAAGAACUAAUUCCUCUUCAUUAUGGAUAACUACGACGAAUCCGAUAUGGUUUAUUGCCCGUACAACAAGGAGCACAAAAUGCUGCGCAAUAAGCUCCAGCAGCACAUCCUGAAAUGCCGUGUGAUCUACAAAGACAAGGUGGAACUUAUGGUUUGUCCCUUCAAUAAUUCGCACUUAAUACCAGAGCCCCAGUUCUUUCAACACACCCAAUCGUGCGAGGAUCGAAACAUUAUAGUACACUAUCAGACCAGCGCUCCUGCUGUCCUCAGCGAAGACACCAGACACCCGAAGAUCGAGUCCGAGGAGAACUGGGAUGACGACGAGAGUGUGCCCGAUUACGAUCCUCAGGUCUACUGCUCCAGGGCCAACAUAGUGAGAGAGCCCAAUGGGUUGUUUCCCGCCCAGCGAAAGGCUUUCAUCGAGCAGGAGAAGCGUCGUCACUUUGGCGAGGAUUACGAGGAGGAGAAGAAGCCGCCGAAGGCCAAGGCUCGCGCGGAUCCUCGUCCCACUCCCUACGAGCCCAGGAGGCCAUACUCAAGGCGCCAGUAGUUCGUGUUCACCAAGAAUUACUCCCACUGCCAAAGAAAAAAUCCAAAACAUUUAAUCGAGGCUUAUACCGACCUCGUUAUUAUAACCAAAAAAAAUCCAUGGCCAAAGUGUUAAAAUGAACAUGUGCUGUGAAACAAGCAUUGCUCGCUGUUCAGUUGAGCAAAUGACAAUAUCAAUCUGAUAUUAUUCUGAGAUAAUGAAAAUAAAAUAAAUAUCCGAAAUUCAAGAAGAUAUCAAAAUAUAUAUGUAAAAUAUGUGCCUUAUUUCAUUAACGUAACAGAAAAU